AUGUCAGAUUCAUCUUCAGAGAGUUUAUCACUUGGUUUGGUGAUUUAUUCAUCAGUUAAACCAAUUUUUAAAAUUUAUUUCAUUAUAGCAUUAGGAUUCUUUUUAGCAAAGAGAAAUAUUUUAACAGUUACUACAUGUAGAGAUAUAUCAGAUACAGUAGUUACAGCAAUUAUGCCAUGUUUGAUUUUUACAAAUAUGGUAAGUUAUUUAAAAUCAUCAGAUAUUAAAAAUGUUGGGAUUAUUAUUUUCACAAGUAUUUUAUUAUUUUUAGCUGGUGGAUUAAUGGCAUUCGCAAAUCAUAUAGUUACAGGAUCACCAAAAAGAUGGCUUGGUGGUUUACUUUCUGUUGGGAUUUUUCCAAAUAUUAGUGAUUUACCUAUUGCUUAUAUUCAAACAUUUGCAAAAGGUGGUAAGAUUUUCACUACUGAAGAAGGAAGUAAAGGUGUUGCAUAUGUUUGUAUUUUUUUAAUGGGAAUGAUUUUAUUUCAAUUUACUUUUGGAUUAUAUAGAUUGAUUGAAUGGGAUUUUAGAGACGAAUUAUUGGUAGAUGAUAUGGAAAAGAAUAGACAGAUAUCAAAUAGUAGUAGUAGUAGUGAUGAUAAGGAAGAUGGAGAAAAAGAAGGUGAACUUAUACCGUCUAAUAACUUGGACACUGAAAACAAGGAUAAAAGUGAAGCAGUAAAAAAUGAAAGGCAGGAGGGCCCUGUACGACCUACAGAUUCAAAUGUAACAGAUAUCAGUUCAGAUUUGGAAUCAAUAAAUAGUAACACAACUGAAGCCGAAAGGAGGAGGAAUAAAAUUAUGAAUGAUGAUGAUCAACAUAAUGAGUUUUUAAAAGCUCAAUCAAAAAAAUCAGAUAGAUUAUCAAAUUCAAUAAGUAGGAAAAGAAGUACUCGAAGUACAAGAUCAUCAAUAAAUCCAACAGACACAAAAAGUAGACGAGAUUCUAUAAAUUCUAUAACAAGUAAUCCAUAUGGAUUAGAAAUGGUACCUUCAAGAGGAAAUGAUAUAAGGCGACAACAAUCACAAGAUGUUAAUGAUGUUAUAAAUGAAUAUUCAGAAUUUGAUACUUUAAGAAAUAAUGAAAUUCAAAAAGAAAAAUCAAGACAAGAAAGUUUAGCAAAUUCAAAUCAUUCUGAUCACAACGUAGUAGAUGAAGUUGAAAAAAAAGAAUCAAAAUUUAAAUCAUAUGCUAAAACUAUGUUUAAAAAUCUUACUUCUCCAAAUUCAGUAGCUUUAUUAGGUUCAAUUGCGAUUUGUAUGUCACCACCUUUGAAAGCAUUAUUUGUUCCAACAACAUUUUAUAUGCCCAAUGCACCAGAUGAACAACCACCAUUAUCAUUUAUUAUAGAUUUAACUUCAUAUAUUGGAGCAGCAUCAGUUCCAUUAGGUUUAUUAUUAUUAGGCGCAACAUUAGCAAGAUUAAAAGUUAAAAAUAUGGCACCAGGAUUUUGGAAAACUGCAAUAUUAGUAACAGCAAUGAGAUUAAUUAUAUUACCAAUAUUUGGAGUAGGUGUUACAACAGGAAUGUAUAAAGGUGGAUGGUAUGGACAUGAUAGAUUAGUAAGAUUUGUAAGUGUUUUAGAAUUUGGUUUACCAAAUGCUACUUCAUUAGUUUAUUUUACUGCUUUUUAUACUGAUCCUCAAAGUGAAGAACAUUUACAAAUGGAUUGUUUAGCUAUUUGUUUAAUUUUUCAAUAUUUAGUUUUAUGGUUUUCAUUACCAUUUUUAAUUACUUUUACUUUAAAAGUUUCAAUGGGUUUAUAA
Messenger RNA from Lodderomyces pseudojiufengensis, 1767 nucleotides. It is a transcript of the gene ECM3, whose product is annotated as putative ATPase. The record is from RefSeq and is a predicted model, not a curated record. Gene Ontology annotation, biological process: transmembrane transport. Bases 1 to 1767 code for a protein of 588 amino acids. NCBI's taxonomy places the organism in Eukaryota, Fungi, Ascomycota, Pichiomycetes, Serinales, Debaryomycetaceae. Gene Ontology annotation, cellular component: membrane. The transcript has a single exon.